CCGUAGCAUCCGAUACCUACCCCUCCCUCUCUGCCCUUUUCAUACUCUUAUCGUCUUGAACCUCCGUAAACAGAUUUCCCAGAAGGGUUUAUGUGGAAAAACAAUGAUUCGAAGCAUCAUACGAAAACCGUCAAACUUAACGGCUGCCGUUACCCUGUACCUCAAACCCCAUUUCACCUCGGCCCUCUCCGCUACUCCUUGUUGCCGUCACCGUCACCAUCAGUUUACUUCUCUUUUCAGAUUUUUUUCAAGCAACGAUUCGCCGGCGACUCAGGGCUCCGACUUAACCCGGGUGGCGAAUCUUCUAGACGGUUGCGACUACGGGCACUGGGUCGUGUUCAUGGAGCCUCCUGAUGGUUACCCACAACGAGACCAGAUCGUCCGACGAUAUAUCGAAACCCUAGCUAUGGCUUUGGGAAGUGAGGAGAAAGCUAAAAAAACAAUUUACUCAGUUUCUACCAAGUACUACUAUGCAUUUAGUUGCAAAAUUCCAGAAAGUAUGACUCACAUGAUCAAAUCCCUGCCCAAUGUGAGAUGGGUUCUACCAGAUUCUCAUUUGUAUCCUGGUGAAAAUGAGUAUGGAGGAGAACCAUUUGUUGAUGGCGAGGUCGUUCCAUAUGAUGAGAAGUACCACUCAGACUGGCUACGUGUUCAUGAUGAUGACAAAGGUCCGACAAAAGCUCACUCAAGGAAAGCCAGAAGAAAAGAAAAGAAAAGAAAAGAAAAGAGAAUCUAACUUUAUGGAAUUGAUGUCCCGGUCGCAUAAGAUAUGACAUCUUGCUAAAAUUCUUAAACAAGGACAACAUUUUUUCUGUCCUACCACAAUUGCACAUGAGAUACAACGUAAUUGGGACUGCAAUUGGUUGGUUACUUGGAUUCAUUCCGGUUCUUAUUGGUGAGGUUUUGAGUCUAUCAAGGAUAUCUGGAAGCGAUACAGCUCUAGCAAAAAUGUUUAACUUGGUGUGACUCUGAACCUUCCUGGAGAAAACUUAGAGCUCGUUUUGGAUGCACAAGAUUACUGCCUGGUGGAGGAUUACAGCAACUGAACAAUGUGAUGCUUCCUUCUUAAAGAGACUAACUCAUCACCAGUGGUUGGAGAACAGAACCUAGUGAGAGCCAGGGCUAAGUACUGUUCAACUAUAAACAAAGUGGGAAGUAUUAUCCGACUUCAAAACGUUCCUCAAGCAGCAUCGAGAUAAUGUUUGAUCCCCAAACUGCAUUUGCUUUUUUGUCAUCCUCAAAAUGAGCCUCGGAGGUAUGGCCACUUAGUGUUAUUAUUCCCAUAAAGGCUCGGCUGUUGCUUGUUCUUCUCUUUUGGUGGUCACACUAGGUGAGAUUGAUUGAAUCUUACCAUGGUUAAUAUUUACUCCCCGUUUGUUUUAAUAACAUGGUCCAUAUCUUUGUUAUAUAUGUCUUCUUGAUUUGCUGAGCAUGAGCUUAUUAUGGUUGUGCUUGAUUUUAGAUCACAUUAUAUGUAAUCUCUUAUGCUUCAGUUCA
Messenger RNA from Cornus florida, 1497 nucleotides. Its product is annotated as multiple organellar RNA editing factor 7, mitochondrial. Gene Ontology annotation, cellular component: mitochondrion. The coding region runs from base 104 to 736 and encodes 210 amino acids. The transcript has 4 exons. The record is from RefSeq and is a predicted model, not a curated record. Lineage: Eukaryota; Viridiplantae; Streptophyta; Magnoliopsida; Cornales; Cornaceae. Gene Ontology annotation, biological process: mitochondrial mRNA modification; cytidine to uridine editing.